Messenger RNA from Cebus imitator (Panamanian white-faced capuchin), 5531 nucleotides. It is a transcript of the gene RIPOR3, whose product is annotated as RIPOR family member 3. Lineage: Eukaryota; Metazoa; Chordata; Mammalia; Primates; Cebidae. The record is from RefSeq and is a predicted model, not a curated record. The transcript is spliced from 20 exons. Bases 858 to 3692 code for a protein of 944 amino acids.
GGUGUGCAAUGGAUCAGAUCUGGACUGAAGAGGGGGACAGAUGGGAAAGAGGAAAGAAGGGAGGGAAAGGGGAAAGAGUGAGAAAGGGGCCGGAGGAAAGUGACAAGGUAAGAAAAGGAAGGAAAGGGCGAGAGGAGGGAGGGGUGGCUGAGAGCAGUUUCGGAGAGCAGGCUGCGUCCCAGUCUGUUUGUGAUUAGCGCACAGCCCGGUGCAGAAUGGAGUAAACAGAAACUUCCAGGCGUCCCCUCCGCCCCUCGCUGAGGCAAAGCAGAAAUCAGAUGCUCUGUGAUUAAUCGUGGAGGAUUCAGGACACGACCACAAACGCUGUGUGGACUUGAAAUUAACUGCCUGUUCCCAGUCCCCUUGCCAAAAUGGGAGUUGGGGGGUGGGACGUGAAGGCGUGGGGGCCCCCCGCCUGCUGGGGACCAGCAUGGAAUUCCCCCCGGCAGAGCUGGGAGUGACACUGACAGGCAAUCGGCGGCAUCCAGCAGGCAGCAUCCGGGGGGGAGCGGGGCCGGCUGGGGGGCCCCAGGAGGGCUUCCUGGAACCCCAGCUCCACGGCCGCCUGCACCCUGACACAGGCCAGAUAAGAAUCCCGGCUGCAUUAUCAGAGCCCGGCAGAGCACCGGCCUCCCUCUACCAGAAGGAAGACUGGGGUUGCAGCAGGUCCUCAAGGCGAUCUUCCCAGAGAGUGGGACGGGCGCCUGGUGGCCAGCGUGGAUGGACUUUGCCGAGCCCUAGCUGGAGUCCGGGAGUCCCUGGCGAGAUGGGAGCAGACGCUUGUUGGUAGCACUAGAGAAAGCAAGGCAGCUGCAAGGAGGCAGGCGGGACGGCACCUGAGUGUCCAGACCUGCUCAAUGCAGGUGACCGCCAUGUCGGUGAGGUUGCGGUUCCUGUCCCCUGGGGACACAGGGGCCGUGGGGGUUGUGGGCCGGAGCGCCUCCUUCGCAGGCUUCAGCAGCGCGCAGAGCCGGAGGAUCGCAAAGUCCAUCAGCAGGAAUUCUGUGAGAUUGCGCAUGCCUGCAAAAUCCUCCAAGAUGUACAGCACGCUGCGGAAGGGGUCGGUCUGUGUGGAUCCCAAGCCUCAGCAAGUGAAGAAGAUCUUUGAAGCAUUGAAAAGAGGCCUCAAGGAGCAUCUGUGUGUGCAGCAGGCUGAGCUGGACCGCCUGUCUGGGUGCCACAAGGACACCAGGAGGAAUUCGAGGCUGGUGAGACCCCUCCCUUCCCCCAGUCUAUGGCAUGGUGUGAGUCUGUCUCUGAGCGUGGACGAGCUGUACGAGGACUAUUGUAUCCAGUGCCGCCUGCGCGACGGCGUCUCCAGCAUGCAGCAGGCCUUCGCCAGGUACCCCCCGAGCCGCGCAGCCCGAGAAAGCCUGCAGGAGCUGGGCCGCAGCCUGCAGGAGUGUGCCGAGGACAUGUGGCUCAUCGAGGGGGCUCUGGAGGUUCACCUGGGCCAGUUCCACAUCAGGAUGAAAGGCUUGGUGGGCUACGCACGCCUCUGUCCCGGAGACCAGUAUGAGGUGCUCAUGCGUCUGGGCCGCCAGCGCUGGAAGCUCAAGGGUCGGAUCGAGUCGGAUGACAGCCAGACCUGGGACGAAGAGGAGAAGGCCUUCAUCCCCACAUUGCACGAGAAUCUGGACAUCAAGGUGACAGAGCUGCGGGGCCUGGGCUCACUGGCUGUGGGCGCAGUGACGUGUGACAUCGCUGACUUCUUCACGACGCGGCCGCAGGUCAUCGUGGUGGACAUCACGGAGCUGGGCACUAUCAAGCUGCAGCUGGAGAUGCAGUGGAACCCUUUUGAUACUGAGAGCUUCGUGGUGUCACCCAGCCCCACAGGCAAGUUUUCUAUGGGCAGCAGGAAGGGCUCCUUGUACAACUGGACACCCCCGAGCACCCCCAGCUUCCGGGAGAGAUACUACCUGUCUGUCCUACAGCAGCCAACGCAGCAGGCCUUGCUACUGGGUGGCCCCAGGGCCACCCCAAUCCUCAGCUACCUGUCUGACAGUGACCUCCGGGGUCCCAGCCUGAGAAGCCAGAGUGAGGAGCUGCCUGAGAUGGACUCCUUCAGCUCUGAGGACCCCCGAGACACGGAGACCAGUACGUCAGCAUCCACCUCCGAUGUGGGCUUCCUGCCCCUGGCCAUCAGCCCCCACGCCUCCAUUGAAGAGGAGGCCCGGGAGGACCCCCUGUCCCCAGGUGUCCUGCCACAGAUGGCCCACCUCUCGGGAGGCCCAUUUGCAGAGCAGCCCGGCUGGAGGCACCUGGGAGUGGAGAGCCCCAGCCUGCCACGGGGCUCCCCAUUCCCCAAGGGUACAGCCACAGCCCCGAGCGGCCAGAAAGGCCCUGAGGAAGGGGCAACCGGGGACAGAGAGGACGGGCCUGGCUUGGUCCUCGAGCGGCCUCUGCAGGAGGUCCUGGAGUUGCUGAGGCCCACAGACUCUACCCAGCCCCAGCUCCGGGAGCUGGAGUACCAGGUCUUGGGCUUCCGAGAUCGACUGAAGCCCUGCAGAGCGAGGCAGGAGCACGCCUCAGCCGAGAGCCUGAUGGAGUACAUCCUGGAGAGCUUUGCCUUCCUCAAUGCCGACUUCACUCCGGAUGAGCUGUCCCUGUUUGGGGGCUCCCAGGGUCCCCGAAAGGACCAGCCUCUGCCCCCACCACCAUCACUGAAAACAUCCAGGGAACUCACAGCCGGUGCCCCAGAGCUGGACGUGCUGCUGACGAUACACCUCCAAGUCUGCAAAGCUCUGCUGCAGAAACUGGCCUCCCCUGCUUUAUCAAGGCUGGUCCAGGAAUGCCUCCUGGAAGAAGUGGCACAACAAAAGCACGUUCUGGAGACACUUUCUGUCCUUGACUUUGAGAAGGUCGGCAAGGCAACAUCCAUCGAAGAGAUCAUUCCACAGGUGUCGCGGAGGAAGGGGUGCCUGAAGCUGUGGAGGGCGUGCACGGGGCCUGGUCGGGUCCUGUCCUGCCCUGCCACGACGCUGCUGAACCAGCUCAAGAAAAUGUUCCUGCACAGAGUCAGAGGGAAAUACCCGGGCCAGCUGGAAAUAGUGUGUCGCAGGCUCCUGGAACAGGUGGUCAGCUGUGGUGGGCUGCUCCCUGGAGCUGGGCUCCCUGAAGACCAGACCAUCACCUGGUUCCAGUUUCACAGCUACCUGCAGAGGCAGAGCGUCUCUGACCUGGAGAAGCAUUUCACCCAGCUCACCAAGGAAGUGACACUCAUCGAGGAGCUCCACUGCACGGGGCAGGCCAAGGCGGUCCGGAAGCUGCAGGGGAAGCGGCUGGGCCAGCUCCAGCCCCUGCCCCAGACCUUAACAGCCUGGGCGCUGCUCCAGCUGGAUGGCACUCCGAGGGUGUGCAGGGCGGCCAGUGCUCGCCUGGCGGGUGCAGUCAGGAACAGAAGCUUCCGGGAAAAGGCUCUGCUCUUCUACACCAAUGCCCUGGCAGAGGACGACGCAAGGCUGCAGCAGGCUGCGUGCCUGGCGCUCAAACAGCUCAAGGGCGUUGAAAGCAUCGACCAGAUUGCCAGCCUGUGCCAGUCUGACCUGGAAGCCGUGCGGACGGCAGCCCGGGAAACCACACUGUCAUUUGGUGAAAAAGGACGGUUAGCUUUUGAGAGGAUGGACAAACUCUGCUCAGAACAAAGAGAAGUCUUUGGCCAGGAGGCAGAUGUUGAAAUCACAGUAUUUUAAAAUAUCCUGGCUGAUGAGCAAGUCUCGCCUCGGCUUUUUUUGCUGCUGCUUGGCCUGCAUGUAAAGCCUGAGCUCUGGGUAAUGGUGCCGUCUGCUCCUCUAGGAGUGUGAACUGCCCAGAGCUCUGCCUGAGGCUCCAGCCACUGACCCAGGGCAUGGGCUGGUCUUUUGGACAGGACAGAAAAACGCAAGGCCACGUUCAGCGUUCCAAGGGCUGCAUGUCCUCAACGUCGCCCCCAACUUCUGGCUGAGGGUCUGUCUGACUUUCCCUGAGAUGCAGAGCCGAGCCGCACUUGGCGGCCACCUACAAGAGGGCCAAGGCCAGGUAAAGUGAGGCCCUGAAUAAAAGGCUCCAUGAUGAGGGUACGGAACUCCAGGCCUCCCUGCCGGUCAGCCACUCAGCACUUCUGGGUCAACAGACACUGGGAUGGAGAAGGCUGCUCAAGUCAUUUCAGCAGCAGCCAGCUGGCACCCCGGUGAGCUGGGGAAGGUGGGAAGGCACAAAGCCAGGGUUUCUACAGCUACACUCUCCGCUUGACCUGCAGCUGGCGUGCCAUGGAGCCCACGGACAGCGGCUGCUGGACUGUGAACCUCACCCUCCCUAUGCUCAGCGACACAAAGGGAAGAAGCCGCAUCAGCCCAGGAGCCCUGAGCAGCACGGGGAGUAGAGCCGCUCGCUACCCAAAUGCAAUCCAGCUUCAGAGGCAAUUGAGGGCCUCGUCAAUAAACUGCUCCAGAAGCCAUCAGCUGCCCUGAAGAAAGAGUUCGCUGAAGAACACGUUGCUUUAUAGAAAGAAAAUGAGUUUCCUAUUUAAGUCUAUUAGAAAAAAGCAAACCACAUCCUGAGAGUCUGUUAAUGUAGACAGAACCUAGGCUUUGAGGGUGCUGUAACCACGGCAUCAGAGAACUUUCCCAUCCAAACUUCCUGUAUAUAUUUUGUGCUUUUUUGGUUUAACUUUUAGAAAACCUUGUUCAUAUGUUCAGUUCUCUGGAAUUUCAAUUAAACUAUUUUAAUUGGUGUUUUACUUUUUACCCAAAAGAGUAGACAGCGGUUGUUUCCUCAAAUCCCUGCCAAUGAGGGGGUCACUCCUGUGGUCUCGUGGGGCGCUGUGAGGACACUUGAAGGAGGGGCCUCAGGCAGCGGUUCUGGUAAACACCGUCUCUGGGCUCCUCCGCAUGCUGGUGAAGGCUCCAGGCAUGCUCACCCCAUACGGGCAUUCUGCAGCAUGGCCUGUGCCCCACCUGAUUUGUCAGUCCCCCUCCUCUUUUUUUAAGCAGCAGUACUAGCCUAGAGUAGAGGUCCCCAACCCCCAGUCCACACACCUGGUACUGGCCCAAGGCCUGUUAGGAACUGGGCUGCAGGGCAGGAGGUGAGCGGUGAGCGGGCAUUACCGCCUGACCUCCACCUCCCGUUAGAUCAGUUGCAGCAUUAGGUUCUCCUAAGAGUGCAAACCCUAUUGUGAACUGUGAGAUCUAGGUUUUGUGCUCCUUAUGAGAAUCUGAUGACCUGAGGUGGAUCCCAAAACCAUCCCCCACCACCCCCAGGUCUGUGGAAAAACUCUUCCAUGGAGCCGGUCCCUGGUGCCAAAAAGGUUGGGGACCGUGGCCCUGGGGCAACCUCCCUCUUCUUGAAAGCUUAGAUGACCUUUUUCAUACCUGAAACGGUGGGGGCCACACUGACAUCUGCAGCCCCAGGACCCUGUGGGGCCACAUGACCAUAGCCUGUCCUGUUGCUGGUCUCAGGAGCCUGGGCCUGCAGUCAGCUUUGAAACAGCUGAGGAACCUUGGAGGGUACAGGGGAACUCUUUGUACUGUUUUUGCAACAUUUUGCAAAUACAG